Molecule: messenger RNA, 3790 nt
Organism: Amoebophrya sp. A25
Lineage: Eukaryota; Dinophyceae; Syndiniales; Amoebophryaceae
Source: the annotation of a GenBank genome assembly
CCAGGACUGGUUCCGGAACCACUGGCGCCGCCUGGUGUAGAGGGUGCAGGUAUAUCGCGGCGAGUGAGUAUCUCCUCGUCGCGAGCGACUGAGGGUGCCGAUGCGCUUGGCCUGGCGGAACUUUGUGGUACAACUGCCGCGAAGAAAACUAGUGCUAGUCCGCGGAAGGAAGCCUCAGGAGGUGCCAAGGAAGGCUCUUCUAAAGCGAAAGAAGACCAAGAAGCAUCACCUUCAAAAUACCCUCUUCAGGCAGCUACAGUAGUAGAAGAGGCGUCUGAAAAAAUUAUGCAGGACGUCGAUCUUCCGGUUCCGGCGUCAGUAGAAGAACGAAUAGGCGGAGACGAAGAUACGAAAAGUAAGGCUAGCUCGCGCUCGUCCAUGUACGACGAUGAGGAUGACGACGAAGAGGACGAACAAAGCUCAAUAGAUGACGAUGACAUUUACCGUUACAUGCGUAUGAUACCUCGUGACAUGCGUCCGCACGCGAAAUACGUUGCCUUCCUGCGUGAGAAGUUCGAAGAUAGGCUUGCGGCGGCAAAGCACUUGCAGCGCGCAGCAGGCCGGUUGAAUAAUCCGUCAGGAGAAGCAGGAGGAGAUCAACUCGUCGCUGCGCCUAGAAACACUGUUGUAGAUGGGAACGACCACAUCAAUGCUGGAUGGCCAUCUGGGUCUACAAGCAGUCUCCCGAUACCUAUGACUGCGUCGCCUGUCCUGAAUGAACAACAGGUACUUCAGGCACAUGCAAAGCAUCAACAGCACAACCCCGCAGGAGGCACGAAUGCAUAUGCAGCAGGAGGAGCAGAAAACGCAGCUACUAGUUGUAGUCAGGCUCAUCUUUUCCCACCCGACGCCGACAUUGACGGAUUCAUGGAUGAGGACGCUGUCCGUCGCUAUGUUUCGAAAGUGUUUACUUUUGCAGAUCAGCGCGGUUUGCGUUGCUUGCUGACCAAGAACUACUUCGCGGAGGAGAAAAACGAGGCCUCGUCGACAGCCGAAGAAAGCGACGACGAUGACGAGACCGACGACGACGCAGACGACGCCGGAGAUGGUGGACCACCCAACGGCGCAGAUCGUCAGUCGGAAGCAGGUGGAACUGAGGGCCGUGAGUCCAGAGUUGCAGAACAGCGUCUUACUACAGGCGGGAAUGGCACAGACGACGAUCAAGUUGGAGGAGCUGUUGGCGUGAAGGUGGGAGCUUCGAAAAUUCCUGAGGGAGCUGCUGAUGGAGCAGAAGCACAGGUGGUGGCUGAAGACGGUAGGCUUCCUCCAGCACGUGCAACCGAAGGAUCACAGGUGUCUGCUUCUCAGCGGCGCAAAAACUCCGGAGCCAGCCUUGCGUCGGUCUCUUCCAGUAACGGGUCGAAAUCGAAAUUGGCGGGUAUCACGGCGCCUUAUGCUGGCCGUGGUGUGGCAGCUAGUCCAUGGGGCGACGUGGGGCCUCCAAGGCGCAGAAGCUCUGGUGGACGUGGCUCGAGACGGAACUCUAACAGCUCCAUCAGUCAGAAGAAUAGAGGUAAACAAGGGAGCGAUAUAGGCGGGUCUGCGCCGUCUGUGCCAGCAAUGUCUUCGUUGCUGCGGAGCGGCGGGGAUGCGAAUUUUUCAACGGGAGAUCCAAAGAAGAGGAUAAUGCGCAAAGUAGGAGCGGACUCACCACCAAAACCCCGCAAUUUGUUCAGUGACGGUGAUGAAAUAAAAGCUAGCGCUGUUCCUGUUACAACAAGUGGCAAGAGCGGUCAACUAGAUCCGGGCGACGAAUCUGUUGUUGACGUGCAGACUGAGAGCAAGACGCUUGACACUCCAGUAUUCCUACCACCAACCAGUGGUAUCGGGGAAAUUUUAUCCCCGAGCAUCGCAGGGACGCCUUUAGUCAUGGCUGCCUCGUCUUUGCAACAACGAGGAUCGGCAGGCCAACAGCGCGGAUUGAUCGAUCCGGACUCGCCUUCAAUCGCAGAACCCGGUGACCCCAAAUCGAAAAUCCCAGCAGCCGGAGAGCACAAUGCGACGCCACCUUCGUCUACUAGGAACGACUGCACAUCAACAAAAAUCCGGAGGCGAAGAUGUACGCGACCGACCACGGCUAAAAUUGGAGAAGCAGAAGAAGAGCAGGACUUUUUCUCGGACGCGGACGAGUCGCCUGUGCAAUCAGAGUCAUCUUCCCUCUUUUCCUCUCCACGCUUGUCGGCAACUGGAAGAUCAUGCUCUGAGAGGACGACGUCAACUUCAAGUUCGUCUAGGAAUCGUUGCGAAACCGAACCAAUCGAGCUCGUCGUGCCUGUAGGCGACUUGUGCGCUACCCCGACGAUCGCAGACCUGGAAAGCCAGUUCCUUCGUGAACGAGGACCGCGACGAAAGCGAAGACGAGUGCAUGAAGGGAGAAAAACGAACAGAAUGGAUCUCGAUGGGGUAGAACUAGUUGUAGAACGGGAUGAUAGACGAACCGGUCCUCUAGUAGGUGAGGACUACUGUAGUUCAACUACACCUGCUUCAUUUUCAUUUUUAUCUUCAGAUGGACGAAGCAGAAGCACAAGCAGCGGCCCCGUGGUCCACGUUUUUAAGGAGGGUUCACAUCGAAAGAUCUUCACGCGGCACGCGAAGAAAACGAAGAAAGAUGCCACGCAGCAAAAGCAGCCGAGCAGUGACAGUGAGGUUCCCAAGCGUUGGGACUACGGCGUUGAGAAGUUGAGCGACAACCGCUGUGCGACUUUCGCUAACCUUGGUUUAAAUAAGGCUACAAAAAAUGCGUCUUCUUCUUCUCAAACAUCUUACUUGGUGCCGUUUUUUCAGGGAAAAGGGGCACGAAAAUGCUGCUGAAGAUGGAUAUAUGCUGGUAGUGCUUCUAAUUUAUUUCUCACGGAGAGAAACACGCGCGCAGGUAAGCGAUUCGGUGAUGAAGACGUGAUCAAGAAGCUCGACGAGUUGAAGCAUAUCGCAAAGGACCUCAGCAGUCUCGAUUGGCUCAAUCAACGCACUAGCGUCUACUCCUACUUUCGCGAGGAAAACUCCACUGCCUCUGGCGCAAAAGCAACAAAUAUAACGUCCUCGAGUACAGCGCUGGGCGGAGGUGCGUCGGCGAACAGUUCUAACUCAGAUAACAGUGCGGGAACGUCUGGCGCUAACAAUGGGGUUCGUGCGUCUUCAUGCGCAUCCGCACGCGAGGGCUCUAAAACCGCGUUGGGACCAACCUCCACCAGUGGGGACGGAGACGCGGCCGAACGAAUUUUCUUGCCAGACUGGUUCUCAAUCGAUCCAGACUGCGUACCAGAACACCUCAAUUAAGGCAUUUCUUGAAAAUCUGAAUCAUCACUGAGGGAGCAGCCACAGAACAGUGAUAUAAGUGUGAACUUUCACUUUGACGACCCCUUCAUCUUCUAAGCCACGCCCUUGCAUCGCGAGGAGGCAUUGUUGCGUAGCAGCUUCACACUGCGCCAAGAGGAAGCACUGGCAGUCUUGGAUAAGGUUACGUACCUAGAGUGGAAAAUCCAGGAACUACGGUGCGCAGAACUAAUUCAUCAAAAGUCCUUAGCAAAUCGGCUCGAAGACUUCUACUGCAAUCUCGACACCCCUAAGGACGGUGGAGCCAGUAGCGUUCGGGAUUGAAGCUGGUCGAAGACGAGAUUGUCUCUGCUUUCUCUGAGUCCAUACUCGAAGAUCACUCUCCUGCGAUGGAUAUCUUGACCCCAUUCAAACGCUUCAAAAACCUACUUUCGCUUUAGGCGUACAUGUACAAUGCCUAUGUAAGUAGGAAGAUGAAGCAUCAUGAUGCGACGCAAGGUGACAGUUGUUUGAUCAU